AUGAACCAACAGCAGCAGCAGCAACAUCAACAACAAGCAUCGGAACGCUUGACACCUUUAAACAAUCAUCAGCAGCAGAGCUCGUCCGGCAUCGGCCAUCACCAGCAUCAGCAACAACAGCAGCAACAUCAUCAAGAGGAUCGGGGUGUCAAGAGGAAAGUAGAAGACAUGCUCGGUAAUGCCGAAAACGCCCCGGAUGCGCUGGUGCAUACUCCCAGCGCAUACACACUACAAAUACGACUCGACCUAACGAAUAAACGCAAAAAUCCGCGGCAACGUCUCCAGUGCAAACGACGUUUAAGGGGUGAGCGACGCCCACGUCAAUCAAUGGGGACGCCCGCGGUAGAAUUGGUAUUCUCGACAAGGAACAAUUCACAACAGGCACAGAUUACAACUACAGCAACAGAGGAACACGAGCAAUUACCCGAAUACAUCGGACACAAAUACACGCACAGCAAUUGGUAA
Messenger RNA from Vespula pensylvanica (western yellowjacket), 465 nucleotides. RefSeq lists its product as uncharacterized. The record is from RefSeq and is a predicted model, not a curated record. The coding region runs from base 1 to 465 and encodes 154 amino acids. NCBI's taxonomy places the organism in Eukaryota, Metazoa, Arthropoda, Insecta, Hymenoptera, Vespidae. The transcript has 2 exons.